CCUGUCCUGCAGGUCAGUUCAAGUCGGGAACAGAGGGACAGUGCAGGACCUGUCCAGCAUACAGCCAGUCCAGCACCAUGGGGGCGUCGGUGUGCACGUGUCGCUCCGAGUUCCUCCGUGCCAGUUCGGACACUCCAGAGACCCCGUGCACCAAGCCUCCCUCGGCUCCGCGCAACCUCGACCCCUGGAUCAACGACACCAUGCUCACCCUGAAGUGGAACGAGCCCGUGGACAGCGGCGGCAGGAAAGACCUGACCUACGCCAUCAGGUGCUCCGUCUGCAGGUCCGCCAAGGGCUCGUGCCUCCCGUGCGGGGACGGCGUCAGCUAUCGCCCCUCGCAGGACGGCCUGCUAGGACGCAGAGUGGAGGUGUGGGGCCUGCUGCCUCACACCACGUACACCUUCACCGUUCAGGCGCUCAACGGGGUGUCUUCGCUCAGCAGCAAGGAGCCCGCCAGCGAAAGCAUCAACAUCACCACCAGCCACGAAGUGCCGUCGCUGGUGUCUGUGAUCUGGAAGAGCGAGUCCACAGAGAGCAGCCUGACUCUGCACUGGUCCGUCCCGGCUCAGCCACAUUACAACAUCCUGCAGUAUCAGCUACGCUACUGCGAGAAGGAGAGGCUCAGUGAAAGUCAGUGCUUGUACACAGAGACUAAAAGAAACCAGGUGGUGCUGACAGACCUCCGCAGGGCCACGCAGUACGACGUGCAGGUCCGGGCGCGCACCCUGGCUGGUUACGGCAGCUUCAGCUCUGCAGCUGUCUUCCGCACCCUGCCUGAUGGAUAUGACUCUGCCUCGCAGUUCUUGGUACCUGGCAUCCUCAUCGCUGUCGGGAUGCUGCUGCUCGUUGCCUUCGUCUUCGUGGCCGCCUACUGCAUACGCCGACACAGCCAAAUAAAAGAUCCAGAGCUGAGUGACAAAAACAACCAGUACUUUACCGGACAAGGGGUCAAGGUUUAUAUCGACCCUUUCACCUACGAGGACCCUAAUGAGGCGGUGCGAGAGUUUGCCAAGGAAAUUGAUGUUUCCUUUGUCAAGAUAGAGGAGGUUAUCGGCGCGGGCGAGUUCGGGGAGGUGUGUCGAGGACGGCUGAAGAUCCCAGGAAAAAAAGAGAACUACGUCGCGAUUAAGACCCUGAAAGGAGGCUACACAGAGAAGCAGAGGCGGGACUUUCUGUCUGAGGCAUCCAUCAUGGGACAGUUCCAGCACCCCAACAUCAUCCACCUGGAGGGAAUCAUCACUGCCAGCUGCCCCGUCAUGAUCCUCACAGAGUACAUGGAGAACGGAGCUCUGGAUUCGUUUCUGCGGCUGAAUGACAGCCAGUUCACUCCCAUCCAGCUGGUGGGAAUGUUGCGUGGCAUCGCCUCUGGCAUGAAGUACCUGGCAGAGAUGAGCUACGUCCACAGAGACCUGGCUGCGCGCAACAUCCUGAUCAACAGCAACCUUGUGUGCAAGGUUUCCGACUUCGGCUUGUCGCGCUUCUUACAGGAGAACUCCUCCGACCCGACUUACACCAGCUCCCUGGGAGGUAAGAUUCCUAUCCGCUGGACAGCGCCGGAAGCGAUAGCCUUCAGAAAGUUUACUUCAGCCUCAGACGUGUGGAGCUACGGCAUCGUCAUGUGGGAGGUCAUGUCUUUUGGAGAAAGGCCCUACUGGGACAUGAGCAACCAGGAUGUAAUCAAUGCCAUAGAACAAGAUUACCGGCUGCCCCCACCGCCCGACUGCCCCACCCACCUGCACCAGCUGAUGUUGGACUGCUGGCAGAAGGACCGCUCGGCUCGUCCCCGCUUCGCAGACCUCGUUAGCGCUCUGGACAAACUCAUCCGCAACCCCGCCUCUCUGAAAAUAGUUGCUCAGGAAGGAGGAGGGCCGUCCUGCCCCCUGCUGGACCAGCGCGCACCUUUAGCACUUUCGCCGUGCUCUUCGAUCGGGGAAUGGCUGAGGGCCAUCAAGAUGGAGCGCUACGAGGACAGCUUCCUGCAGGCUGGCUUCAACUCGGUGGAUCAGCUGGCCCAGAUCACGGCACAGGAUCUGCUUCACAUGGGAGUGACUUUAGCCGGACAUCAGAGAAAAAUCCUUUCCAGUAUCCAGACAAUGACCUUUCAGAAUAAGGGCACGGCAACCGUGACUUUCUAGCUGCCCUGCCUUCUUUCCUGGACGUGAAUAGAGAACUCAGGUGAGCAGCCGUGUCCAAAAGCAGUCUGGAUCUUUUCCCCGUGACCCACUUUGAGCACGGACUCCGAGGAAGAAGGGAGAAUGUCUUCAUUACCGGGGACGAGAGGGAAAAACGUUCGCCAGUAAGGAUGAAGCAUGAGACUUGUCAAGACGCUGGCUGGAGCCUGUCACCUGGAGUGACCAGGUGAUCGAGUCACACGAUGGUUUUUACAGUUUCACUACUUUUACAUCGACCAAGAAUAGGACCCCGAUACAUCUGCCAAACCACGAGGAGCGACAGAGUUUACACUAUUUCUACCGUUUCUUCUCCAUCUGAAAUUAAUAAGUAGUUUAAAAAUGUCUAACCUUUAACCAAAGGAAACAAAAAAAGCAUU
Molecule: messenger RNA, 2548 nt
Organism: Nematolebias whitei (Rio pearlfish)
Lineage: Eukaryota; Metazoa; Chordata; Actinopteri; Cyprinodontiformes; Rivulidae
Gene: ephb4a
Product: eph receptor B4a
Biological process (GO): central nervous system projection neuron axonogenesis; protein phosphorylation; axon guidance
Cellular component (GO): neuron projection
Molecular function (GO): protein binding; ATP binding; transmembrane-ephrin receptor activity
Source: RefSeq, a predicted model, not a curated record